UGAUGUGGCGAGUGGAGAGCUCCGAACCAGGAAGUAAACAUGUUGCCUGGGCGACAUGUAAACAAAUCUAUUGAAUGCGAUAGACUGUAGACAUGAUAGACUUCCUGCAUGAAAUCGUCUAUUGUUAAUCAAACAGGUCACUGAUAGUAUUCAAUUGGGGUGGGAAAUAAGGACAGGUGUCAAACAAACGCAGGUCAAAGAAGAGGUUUUCAAUAUGUCUCUUGCAAUACCUAGAAAUAGUGUGCCUUUGGAGAGGCAGAUACAGCCAAUUAAAUCUGGGACAGACUUUCUUGAAUCGUCUACCUUCAAGAUGUGUCAAGAUCCUAAUGUGAUAAAACCUGCUUAUCUAAGCACAUUCAAAAGAGAUUACCCUCCUCACCCAUUUGGGAAAAAAUCAGCAGCUGCUGAACCUCCAGCCCCUGCUCAUGUCAUGCAUGGGGAUGUCAGGUUCUUUAACAGGCAGUUUUCAGAGACUGUAGCCGAAUUUGAAAAGCAACCUGCUUCUGGAAAUAUAUUAAAGGAUGCCCACACAAAGCUCAAUGCAACGAACUACAAAAUGGAUAAAGACUUGACGAAGUUUAAUUCCUUCCAUACUACGCACAGUCUCUAUUUCCCACCCCACCAUCUGAAGGAUUACAGCGGAUUUAAGAAAACUGUUGAUAAACCAUUAGAGAGCUUCAUACCACAAGGAGAUAAGGAGAAAGCCCCUUACCCUAUGUCUGAUUAUAAGGAUCACUAUCAAGGACAUGAUACCAGCAAGGUUGUGGUUCUAAAGGCACCAUCGAUGCAUGCCGGGGGACCACCAACAAUAACAGGGGAUGGACGCCUUCAACAGUUCGAUACAACACAUAAUGAUCAAUUCGAUGGGAAAUGGGAACCAAAAGUGGCCACACUACCUGCACCCACUGGUACCAAUAUACCUCAGGGAGACAAAGAAAAAGUCGGCACCAAAUUAACAACUCAGCAACAGUCUUACCAAGCCAAUGACCUAUCUGGUGCCAAUUCAUAUGACAAGAGUCUUGUGAUGAAGAAGCUGGGCUUCACCAACUUCCGUCUUGAUGAUGGACAUGAUACAUGGAACACAUACGAGAGCACCCAUGGUGCUGCCUAUGGACCCAUGCCUGCUAAUAUUUCUAGGAGUCUGCCUGCCCAUCAUCGCAACCAUAGUGACCUCCCUCCAGGGGAUUUGGAUGCUCGCCGAGUGAUGGAGAGAGUCAGUGACACAACGUACAAGUUUCAUCAUGGAACGCAUCCUCAUUUGCCCAAACCAGUGAUAGAAUCUGGAGCCAACAAGAGAACCAAAAGUAAUGUCUGGUUUGGGGAGCCAAGACUGGCCAGGACAUUCUAUGACACGACUGUAGGGACAGAGUUCACCCCAGCUGAUGUACCUUACAAGUAUGACAGGUCCAGUCUGCAUGCGCCUAGUUCUAUACCAUUGGACUAUUAUGGGAAAGAGCUGACAACCCCAACGAAUAAGUCCGACUUCAAGAAUCCACUUCAGGGUAAAAUGAUUCCUAACCAUGAGGCUGUGGAAAGGCUGCGGCGGACUAACAUCCAUCCACCAACUGGAACCAGGAUCUUCUCUACAGAACAUCUGGAGCAAUUCACACCCAAAACCACUGCUUUGGAGAAGUAUGAUGCUGGCCAAUUGCAGAGAAGCUCUGUUCCUCUUGGAACUAUGACAAUUUCUAAAGAUUCAAAAAUCUAGAGUCAAAUGAUAACAAGUAAAAGUCUUCACCAUAAUGUGACCCAUCAUAGUUAAACCAGGCACAGGUUGCUCUAAGCUUGGCAGGUUGCGACAGAC
Molecule: messenger RNA, 1804 nt
Organism: Lineus longissimus
Lineage: Eukaryota; Metazoa; Nemertea; Pilidiophora; Heteronemertea; Lineidae
Product: stabilizer of axonemal microtubules 5-like
Exons: 7
Coding region: 215-1708 (497 amino acids)
Source: RefSeq, a predicted model, not a curated record